Messenger RNA from Kwoniella shivajii, 1512 nucleotides. Its product is annotated as dihydropyrimidinase. The transcript is spliced from 8 exons. The record is from RefSeq and is a predicted model, not a curated record. The coding region runs from base 1 to 1512 and encodes 503 amino acids. Gene Ontology annotation, cellular component: cytoplasm. Lineage: Eukaryota; Fungi; Basidiomycota; Tremellomycetes; Tremellales; Cryptococcaceae. Gene Ontology annotation, molecular function: hydrolase activity, acting on carbon-nitrogen (but not peptide) bonds.
AUGUACAACCCAUUUGAGUUUGACCUGGUUGUGAGGAACGGUAUCAUAGUAACAGCUUCUGAUGAAUUUGCUUGUGAUAUCGGUAUCAAAGAUGGUGUCAUUGUCGUACUGGGACAAAGUCUACCUGCCAGUCCGGAUUGUGAACUUAUCGAUGCUGAGGGUGGUUACAUCACUCCUGGAGGUAUCGAUUCCCAUGUGCAUAUCAAUCAACUUGGAUCUCUCGGUGCUCGAAGUUCCGAUACUUGGACUACAGGAACAAGGGGUGCCAUAAGUGGUGGUACGACUACUGUGAUAGCAUUUGCUGUUCAAGCGAAAGGCAAAAAAAUCAUGCCUGCCGUGGAAGAAUAUUAUCAAACAGCUAAAGGAGCUUGUCAUUGUGAUUAUUCAUUCCACAGUAUAAUCACAGAUCCAACCGAAAAUCUAGUCAAAAACGAGAUUCCCAAAAUGGUUGAGUUUGGAAUCACAAGUGUCAAGAUAUAUAUGACAUAUCCACUAUUGAAACUGUCGGAUAAAGAGAUACUUGAUAUUUUAUGCGGAGCACGUCAAGCGGGAGUGACGACCAUGGUUCACGCUGAAAACGCCGAUAUGAUAGAUUGGAUGACGAACAAUCUACUCGAAAGGGGAUUAGUCGAACCAUGGCAUCAUGGUACUUCAAGACCACCGUUGAUCGAAUCAGAAGCUACAAACAGAGCUAUAGCAUUGGCAGAAGUGAUUGAUGCUCCAAUGCUCAUAGUUCAUGUCAGCUCAAAAGAAGCUACUGCACAUAUAAGAAAAGCUCAAACUAGAGGCUUACCAAUUUAUGCGGAAACCUGUCCCCAUUAUGCUCUUCUAACAGCUGACAAAAUGCAUGCACCUGGAUUCGAAGGAGCCAAAUGUGUAUGCGCACCACCAGUAAGAUCGGAUCCAUUGGACAAGGAGUCGAUCUGGGACGGUUUGGGAAAUGGUACUUUUACCGUCUUCUCCUCUGAUCAUGCACCUUACAAUUACUACGAUGCUGAAGGUAAACAAAGGGGAAUGACCAACAAUCCAACCAAGAACCCUCGAGGUAACUUCAAGAACACACCCAAUGGAAUUCCUGGAAUAUGUACGAGAACACCAUUAUUGUGGUCAGAAGGUGUAUUGAAAGGAAGAAUCUCAAGACAGAAAUUCGUAGAGCUUAAUUCUACAAAUGCUGCUAAAUUGUAUGGUAUGUACCCUAAGAAAGGUACAAUUCAACCUGGUUCAGAUGCGGAUUUAGUAAUUUGGAGAACAUCUAAAUCCAGAAGACCGUAUACGAUAACACAAGAUAAAUUGCAUCAUGCGGCUGAUUAUACUCCUUUCGAAGGUAUGGAGAUUGAAGAUUGGCCAAGAACAGUUCUACUUCGUGGUAAAAUAGCAUACGAUGGAGAGACCAAUGAAGUGCUUGCUCCUGCAGGUUCAGGUGAAUUCAUAAAGAGAGGUUUCAGUACUCUGCCGGGACCAAGGGGUAAAUCGGAUGCGUGGAUCAAUGAUUGGAACCCGCAUGAGAUGUAG